Messenger RNA from Oryza sativa Japonica Group (Japanese rice), 2557 nucleotides. RefSeq lists its product as uncharacterized. Lineage: Eukaryota; Viridiplantae; Streptophyta; Magnoliopsida; Poales; Poaceae. The record is from RefSeq and is a predicted model, not a curated record.
CCAUGCUCUUCCUUCCUUUACCCCUCCUAGGUCUGGACGAUAGGGCAUCCAUCCAUGGCAUGCUGCAAGUGAGGUGGCGGCGAGUUCUUUCAGUCCACCUACUUUGCUUGCUCUUGCUCGGUUUCCCCUUUCCUUUGAAGAUUUGUGCUCUUCUAGUCUUCCCUGAUGGAGGGCGUCGUCCUCAUCGGAGCGGCGAAGUGAAGGCUGCAGCGGCCAGCGCUGUACCUGCUUGCUAUCACCGGCCAUCAUCUGGCUACUGUCACCACACAUGUAAGGAGCAUCGCCGGGCGGCCUAGCCAAGGCCCCGGAAGCAAUACCAACUGACAAUGGAGGUCGGCGACAGGACGACAGCGAUGCCCGCAAUUCUUUGCAAUUUUGUGCCAUCGUCCAUGUCACGCCACACAAUUCGUGCAAGUCCCACAAAAAUUGAGAAGAACAAAAAAAGUAUCCCAAUUCGAGCCAUCGAUCAUCUCGUAUGCACACGUGCGUCAACCGCGUCAGGAGAUGGAAAGGCGUCGGCGACGCUGGAAGAGCACCUUGGCAUCGGCGAUGGCCUUGGUGCACGAGCUACUGGACGCCCGGCUCGACUGCGAGAUGCGUCCGGAACAGUGAGUUGAGGGUGCGGGGGAAGCUCCGGAGGAGGCGGUUCACCGGGCUGACGCGCACCAGCUCACGCUUCAUGCUCACGUGGUUCUUCACCAAGUCGGUGAGCCGUAUCCGCAUCCGCACCACCUCCAACUUCACCUCCGAGUUCUCCCACCACACCAACGUUUAGUUGUCCUGCGGCAACAUCGCGUCGCUUCCUAUCCCGUUCCACGACCACAUCCCACCGCCUCCGGAGGCGAAAUUGCUUGAAGUAGAGCACAUGUGCGGCCAUCUGCAUGGGCAGCCGCUCGUUCCGUGCCGCGUGCAAAUCCCGUGCCGUUGCCCUGAUGACGGGUCGGCCCCACAAGAUUACUUGGCGGGUUGGACCAUGUCAAAGUGCCACGCCAGCGAAACUGCGUUCUAAAACAGUUAAGGAAGACAAAUUACACCGGUUUUAAUAGAUUAGGAGCCAAGGUAUCCGGUAUUACGGUUUAGUGAUAGGAAUCAAAUUAGAGUCAAAGUGAACUUGCAUAGCAAUGUGUGGGCUGCUAGGCAGAUCGGGCACAGACAGAACACUGCCCAAGAAAUGUUCUAACGAAUUUCAGGCAACACGUGCGAAACAAACCAUGAUUCUAAGUAGCUUAUGAAAGUAUGGCUUGUCUUCUAAAAGUACAGUUUCUCUAAAAACUUCCUACAUCAGCAUCCAUUAGAUAAAACUUUUUCCAAAUUACUUGUCAGGGAAUGUAUCCUAUGCACACAAGUUCUUAUCUAUAAUCUAUCCAACCAUCCAGUUAGAACACACCCUAAUAAUCCAUAGUACUCGAGAGUUUGAGACUAUGAGGUACUACUGAGUUUGUCGGUUCAGAGAUUCUGGUACCCCAAGGCUUAAUCUUCUGGCGUAACAAUGUGAAGGAUAAACAAGUGGGUGAUUUUGUGAUGCAUUCUGUAUUCAGAAGAGACCAUGCCAAGUGCCAAGAACGUGAAGCUACCAACUAAGUCCCAGGAAUGUUCCGUCACAACAAGUGAGUAUAAAAGUCACUUCGGUUAAGAUCAAGCAUGGCGACCAAGAGCAUGAUCCCGAAGCCAAGAGAGUAGAACGGGAUUAAAUUCACCUUUUACGGUCUCGCACAAUGCAGAGAAGAUCAUGGCGCGGCACACGUGGGUCAUCUCCUUGCUCCUCACCUCCGCCGUGGCUGGUGCGUCGCGGCAGCCGCCCGCGACCGCAAGCCAAGGACCGACAUGGACCGGCCUUGCCGGAGAGCAAGAAAUGGAAGGAGCAGCCACCGCUUCAUCCGCAGCGCCGGUGGCUUCGCUGUUCCCCGGCCUCCCGCCAUUGCCGCCGCUGCCAGCGCUCCCCGCUCUGCCGCCGCUUCCACCGCUGCCCGCCUUACCGCCGCUGCCACCGUUGCCGCCAUUGCCGCCGCUCCCUUCACCCGGGACGACGACGACGCGGCCGCGGCCACCAUCGCCACCGCCGACGGAGUGCCUGACGUCGCUCGUGGAGCUGCUGCCGUGCGUCGACUACCUCACCAACGACGCCACCGCGCCGCCGGGCGCCUGCUGCGACGGAUUCAGGUCGCUCGUUGGCAGCGCGCUCAUCUGCCUCUGCCACGGCAUCAAUGGCGACAUGAGCAGGAUGAUCUCCAGGCCCAUCGAUCCGGUCCGCAUGGUGCUCCUUCCCGCCAUGUGCAGCACCAUGCUGCCGCCGCAGUCGCUUUUCAUAUGCUACACGGAAACAGUGCCACCAUUGGUGCCAUAGUUCUACGGUGCAUAUGCUACUGUCUUCAGUAACGCGUUCGGCGUUCGGCCAUACCGUGCAAAUUACUUUACAAUUCUUGUCUUCUGAACAUUCGAUUUCGAAAUUUUGUUUUUCAGACUGAGACCGAUCGAUGUAAAAGCAGAUGGGAUAUAAAGUUUCAUCAAGAUUAACUGCUGAUUUUCUUAAAAAAAAGAAAGAAUUAAUUGUUGAUUA